AUGGUUGACGUGCCGAGAAAUUUUCGUCUUUUGGAAGAGCUGGAAGACGGCCAGAAAGGAAAGGGUGAUGGAAAUAUCUCAUGGGGUUUGGAAGAUGACACCGAUAUGACUCUCACUAGGUGGACGGGUACCAUUAUAGGGCCACCAAGGACACCAUAUGAGUCUCGUAUUUACAAUUUGCAUGUGGAAUGUGGACCCAAUUAUCCAAAAGAAGCUCCAAGUGUCCGUUUCACCACAAAGAUUCAUAUGAAUGGAGUAAACCAGACAACUGGAGUGAUCGACAAGAAAAAUCUUAGUACUCUACGCUCAUGGAAUGGGAGCUUUAUGAUCAAGUCUGUCUUGGAGGAUAUCCGAAGGAACAUGAUGUGUGCGAAGGAGAAUAUGAAAGCUGGAGCAAUGCGCUUAUACAUUAAAGUUGAAAAUUAUAAGGUCAAUGGUGAAAUGAGCGUAGCAGUACCCACUGAGCUGCACAGCAGCAGAAGGGAGUCGGAUGAACGCACAAAACUUGAGCUACUGGUGCUUAUUGAGCGCUAUUUGUCUUCGAGCCCCUGCAAAAAAGCAGCUGCUGUUCUCCGGCGUGAAAUAGAAGAAAAUAGACUUUUGCCGUUUCGCUAUGACUAUCGUGGAAAUACUCAUCCAAGGACCUACAGGGAAAUUGUUUCCGAACUUGCCCCCUCUGCUCCAUCACUGUUGCACUUGAUCGAACGCCUUUCUAUAUUAGCCGACUCAGCAGUGCCACCAUCUGUUAGUGGUCUUCCUAUUCGCCUGAUCAAUAACAAACGAAACUGCCUUUUAAGAACUCCAGAAUCUGCCGCAAAAAAAGAUUUUUCGUCACGAAUGCUAGCUUGCCAACCCGUGCCAAAUUACAUUAUUAAUUCUGUAAGACUUUCAACAUGUCGUGAAUUUGGAACACGCAUAAGCAGAGCUCGUCUUCCUGGUAUCGGAUCUUUAGAUCAGAUGGAUCGGCACUAUCGUGUUUUAGGACAUCUUUCGAUGGUGUAUUGUGUGACCUUUGAUCGCACGGGCAAUUAUGUAUUGACGGGCGCAGACGACAACCUCAUUAAAGUUUGGGAUGUACAUCAAGGUCUUUUACGCUUUACUUAUCGUGGACAUUCUGCUGAAGUUGCUGAUGUUAGUGUCUCGUAUUGUAAUCAAAUGAUCGCAUCCGGAAGUGUAGACAAGUCAAUAAGAGUAUGGUCUUUGGCAACAGGUGAAACUUUACAAGUUUUCCAUCUUCAUACCGCCGUUGUUGCACGAGUGAAGUUUUUGCCAUUUGUGGAUCAACGCAAAAGAUAUCUUGUCUCUUGCGCGCUUGAUUGCAAAGUUGUAUUCUACCCUUUCGAUGAAAACACGAAGGAUUUUGAUCCCAAUGGUGUCGUUGUAUUCGAUGAACGAGAAGUGUUUGGUGCGAGAAUAAUUUCGCUAUGCCAUAGCCCUAGUGGGCAGUGGGUUGUCGUUGGUGAUACUCAUUGUUACCUACGGCUGUUUCGAGUGUCACGUGGACCGGAUGGAGGUGUCUCGAAGUUCACAGAUAUAUGUGCACACAAUUUUUGGGAUCUUCUUGUUGGAGAAAAAGUGAAGAAGUUCACAAAUGCUGUUGAGCACCGAGGACACUCUGCCCUUUUCGACCUCGAUAUAUCCCGCGAUGGAUGCACUGUUGCUGCCGUCGGAUUCCCUAGGGACAUCUCACUAUUUAUAGUGUUGCCUCUAAAUCAACACGACCCACCGCUGCUGAUGGAUGAUACUGGCUGGGUAAUAGAUGAAGCGACAGGUAUCGCUCCACAUCUUCUUCCACCUCCUCUUCUCACUGAUCAAGAUCUUGUUCCACUAGCUGAUGAAUGGCAAGAUACAGUUCCUGGGAGGGAUCUGCUCCGAAAGAAUCAAAGUGGAGGAUCAGAGCCGCUUCUGACUGCAUGGCUUUCUCGCUUGGUUGUGCCGCCUUUAUCGGUCAGUGAGAGGAAUAUGUGGUACGAGGAGAUGAGUACUAUUGCUGAUCUGGAAAGUGAAGAAUUCGAGAUGGAGUUGGUGAAAGAACCUGCACCGGAGCUCGAACCGAUAGACGCCAUAAUCCCAUUGACGAGCGGUCAGAGGAAAGCAGCAGCAAGGUAUCGUGGAACUGCACCGAUUCCUGCACAAAUGGCAGGUCGAGGAGGAAGUGCCAAUCGCAGAAGGCGCCCUCCAACUCUAGAAGAAGCUAUAGCUGCUCAAGAUGCUAGAAGAGCAGCUGCUGAAAUGGAAAAUUAUCAAAGUGAUAUGGAUGAUAGCUAUAGGUAUAUUAUUUCUAUUGUGCGUACUGAUCCUUAUCUAGCAUUCACCUUUAUUUCAAGCAACUCGGAAAGCUCUUCCAAUGACGGAAGUUCAGACUCAGAUACAAGCGACACGGAUUAUGCAGUCCGGGGAAGAAAUCGCAAUCAGGAUCGGGACGAAGAAAAGGAGGAGGAAGACGAGGAAGAAGAGGAAGUGUCGCCUCCCGAAGUCACUACGUCUUCCGGUCGUCGUGUACAAAGACCUCAACGAAAAGAUGGUGCAAAGGGUGAAAACGCACGAACCAGAGAGCCUCGAAGACGCGAAACAGAAGACUCCUCCGCUACAGAGGUGCUCUCUCCCGAGUUAGAAGAAGAUGAAACGGAUGCCACUGACCUUCCAUCAGCGUCUGGUGUUGCACUCCCAGUGAAAAAGACAAACCGUCAGCGACAAAAGAAAGACAGUUUUCUUGACUCUUUUCCGGACUGGAUGCGAGUGACUGAACCUCGUCGGUUUCCAUUCAUCGCCCAACUUGGUGAUCACGUCGUCUAUUUUCGACAAGGUCACGAGAUGUAUCUUGAAAGGGUCGAGGCCAUAAACUUGUAUCCGAUCAGCUCGAAGAUGAGGCCAAAGCCGUCUCUCGGUGCAGAGGAGUUCUGUAUCGUGGAUGAGGUGAGGUAUGUGCGGAAGCCCUACCGGCUGACAGUAGUGCGCCUUUCACAAACGGAUCGCGACGGUCAACGCACUGGUGUCUCAUGGAGUGUAAAAUUUCAUGAUCUUGCCAACGUACCAGACUUUAUUAUCCUGAAGCAACAUUACGAUCUGUCAGUUGCGCAAAAUGUGCAAGAAGGUGAUCGGAUUGAAGCAAUACUCGAUGGACAAUGGUGGACUGGAACGGUUGAUCGCAAGGAGCCGAGAUCCGAAGAGUUUCCAAGCUCUUUAUGGUUUUGUCUCCGCAUCAUCUGGGAUUCCGGUGAAGAAGAUCUAAUGAGCCCAUGGGAUUGCCAACCCAGAUCAGGAUCAAGAAAGUCAGGAGAUGAAGCUACUGAGGCAGAUCAUCUGGCGUACGCCUUUUAUGAACCUGAUAAUGAUUGGCCUGAGUCGGAGUUUCGUGGAGCUGUAGAAGCGAAAGAGUUAUGCUGUGCUCGGAUGGCUGAUGCGAUCGUAAAAUUGAGUGUUCGUGAUACUGUGGAACCGUUCGCCUAUCCUGUCAGUCUCGAGGCAUUUCCACACUAUGCAGCCAACAUUGAUUAUCCCAUAGAUCUGGAUACAAUUGCGAAUCGAAUUCGAAGUGGCUUUUAUAGGCGACUCAAGUCCCUUCAUCAGGACAUUCGUGGUAUCGCAGUUGCUGCAGAACAGUUCAACGAACCGUCGAGUGCCAUCGUACGGAAUUCGCGUAUUGUUGUUGAAGCGCUGAUUCGAUUUUCACGAGAUCCACUUCUGGAUGAUGUGGUGAAUUUAUACGACAGCCUUUUUGAUCUGCCUCCAGAUCAGAUUGUGGAGUACUGUAAGAGGCAAUUAACAAAAUUGGCGUGGGAUGGUGAACUGCUCAAACACCUAGCUGAAGCGAAUCCCAUAGAGACACCCUCUGAACCAGGCUGGAAGACAGACUGUCGGGCAAUAAUGCAAUCAGUGAUGGCAGAUCCGUGUGCAACACAUUUCUUGAAGGCAGAUGCCGCCACAAACGAGGAUCUGGCAGCAGCAUUACAUCAAACAUGUGACCUUACAUCCUUGCUGGAAUCACUUGAGCGCGGUGACAUCGAUCAACCAGCUACAUUGCUUCACGACGUUGAGAAAAUGGUUCAUGCCUGCAAGACUAACAUCGACGACAAACGUUCACCGAUAUAUCGCGACAGCCUUGCAUUGGGUAGUCUUUUCGCUGAACGGAUGCGUGGUGUCUUGAGUCAGUUCGAGCGGAUUUGGAAGAGUUUGAUUGAUCCGGGUGGAAGAAGUCUCCGUAGAAGAAGCCGCAAAGAACGAUUCCAGUCAAAAUAUAAUACUAGAAGCCACGACCGGAACCCAACCUCCGAUUUUGAUCCACAGCAGCCGUCGACCUCUCACUCAGGUCGCGUAGUAGGAAAUUCUCCCGGUUUCUAUCGGGAUCUUGCCAGUGGACGCCUAACAAUAAAUGAACAAACGAGCCGACGGAACGCUCAUCGACGGAGCCCUAUUCUGGUGAACCCAGCUUCUUCGCCUCUAGCACCAACGCAGUCAUCUCGUCCUAGGAGAAAUGUAGUCAAUUCAACAACCAUUGUACACGCUCAAGAUACGUCUGGAAUCAGUGAUGAUAGCGCACCAUCAACAUCGAGUCGAGAAGCAUUCACAAAUAGAAGGGUGGCGACUCGCAGAAGACAAUUGUUGUCUAGUGAUUCCGCUAGUCCACCAGCCGCAAAUCAUACGUUGCUGUCCGCGCGAUCUUCUAUAGCCCAUAGUGAUGAGGAGCCUGCAGAAGAGCUUGAAGAGCAAGUGGAUAAUGAGGACGAAGACGAUAGCCCACAGGACUGCGACUUCUCUGAGUAUGAAGAAGAAGAGGAGCCACAACCUAGACCAAGAGUGAGGCCAAAAAGAAAAGCUCGUCAUCCAAGUGAAGGUGAAUCCGAAGCUGCUUCGAUUUCUCCAUCGGAACGUCGAACAAAUGGUCACUACUCCACUAGAACCAGCAAUUCCAACAAACGCCGCCGAAUUGAGAGUCAUCGCGAUGAUGAGGUUUCGCGCUCACGCAGAGGCCGUAACACUCGUCGAAGUGUGGCUACUGUAAGUUAUGUAGAAAGCGACGAGGAUUCAGCUCCAGAUGUACCGAAUAUCAGCUCUCGUGGGGUAGAGCACUUUACGUCGACGAUUUCAUCAGGUGAGUUGCUUCAAUCAGACCACGUUUCUAUGUCUUCGAACCUGGCUUAUAGUCCGUGCCAGAAUGAAGUGUCAGUCGUUAAAACGGACUUUUCUGACUCCAAAUCUACACGAACGGAUUCUGGCCAUGGUAAUCCCACUACUUUUUUGGCUGGGAGUACAGCAUUGCAGCAUGGAGAGCCAUCUACAAGCAUGGAUUCACCACUGUCAUGGGUUCGACGUGAUACCAAUGAUUCGCUCAAAGUUCGAUUCGUUUGUAUGUGGGGUCAGUGUCAAUACGUGAUGGACAGUAAGGAUGAAUUAGCGGCACAUUUUGACGUCCAUUUGAAUCAGUAUGCAAGUAGUCGACAGCAGUCUUAUAAUAGUCCAUGGCCUUGCCCGAUUGGUACUUGUCUACACGUAGCUGAUGCAGCGGUAGAUUUAAAGCGUCAUCUCGCAAUGCAUCAGUUUCAUGCUCACGCUCAAUUCGUCGGAUUAAUAAUUAUCGGAACCAAGUCAGAUUUCAAGGGCAUGGCAAGUUGUGGCUUCUCACCAACGUUAGAUAUAGCGUACUCAGGCGACAUCACUUACUGCCUAUGGGAUAAUUGUAAUGACAAUUUCUCAGAUCCUCUGCAUCUCUUCAGUCACGUCAUGAUACACAUUGACUUCCUGAGCAGUGACGAUCGUGUUUGUGAUGAUGAAUCGAUGGCACUCCCACAACACAGAUGUCUUUGGGAGAACUGCUACCGGCAGUUCGAAAAUAAGGGAGAUUUGAGGAAACACGUUCGACACCACAGUGGAGAGAAGUAUUGUGCAUGUCCGUUUUGCGGUCGAUUCUUCUCGCGUCCUGAUAAACUUUAUGAACAUCUUCGCAAACGGGCACCAAUACCUGCGGGUAGUGAAAAUCAGCACCUUUGUCUCCUCUGUCAGCGUCGUUUCGGUGAUGAACGCUCAUUGGUGAAUCACGUACGGCGCCACAUCAAUGGCCGUCAAUGUCCUACAUGUGGAUUGGCUGUUCAGCUUCCUUCUGAUUUGCACAGGCAUAUAUUGGUGAAGCACACUGAAAGAAUAAAGACUCUGACUUGUCCGGAAUGCGAGAAGAGCUUCUAUUGCCCAACAGAUCUGAUCAGGCAUAGUGCUGUUCACGCUCCACCAAAAGAAUUAUGUACGGUUUGUGGUGAACGUUUUCGAUGGAAAAAGCAAUUGGAUAGGCAUAUGACAACUCAUUCAGUGACUGCAUUGAAGCAGCCGUAUCUUUGUCAUAUAUGUGACUCUACUUACGCUACUGGGCAUGGACUCACUCGUCAUCUCUCGCGAAAGCAUGAAUGUCCCAUUCCUGAAGGAUUCAGCCGGUUCUCAUACAAAAAAUGUGCAGACGGCUGUUAUCGGCUGCAGACUCGUAAACUGGUAAUGUGGACGUCGCGAAUAGCAUCGAUAGCGGCUCGCUUACCGAAGUCUCUGGGUCGACGUUAUUUGCUUUCAGAAGCGUUUUCUUUGGAGAAAGAAUGGGCUUCUCGACAUGCUGAAAUGACCAAAUUAGGAUUGGGUGGUGAUUAUGAAUGGAUAAGUGCUGUACAGAAGAAAUUCAUCGGAGGCGGUUUAGCAAGCGCCAUUGACGUCGAUGCGGCUGUAUGCGUUGCUGAACACAAAGAUCAGCAAUCAACAAUUAAUGAUGAAACACAUAAACUCAUUUUCAAUGUGCGAUCGAAACGUAACUUCUCGGAACAUCCGAACAAGGAGAGCAAAAAA
This is a messenger RNA of Ostertagia ostertagi, 6819 nucleotides long. The record is from the annotation of a GenBank genome assembly. NCBI's taxonomy places the organism in Eukaryota, Metazoa, Nematoda, Chromadorea, Rhabditida, Trichostrongylidae.